Messenger RNA from Nestor notabilis (Kea), 2319 nucleotides. RefSeq names its product GPRIN family member 3 (gene GPRIN3). Gene Ontology annotation, cellular component: plasma membrane. The record is from RefSeq and is a predicted model, not a curated record. The coding region runs from base 1 to 2319 and encodes 772 amino acids. The transcript has 2 exons. Gene Ontology annotation, biological process: neuron projection development. Lineage: Eukaryota; Metazoa; Chordata; Aves; Psittaciformes; Psittacidae.
AUGGGGACUGUACCAGAUCCUCUGAGAUCUGCCAAGCUUCCCCUGGGCACAGCUUCUGUGGAGGAGGAACACCUGGGAGACCUGCAGCCCGCUAAGCACCAGCCCCAGCUACCCAGUGGAGAGAAGGCCAGCAAUGGCUUCCCAUGCACGCCAUCCGGCUCUGCUGGAGUUUACUUGUCCGACCUGAAAUGCACAGCGGCUGCACAGAAGUGUGAGCAAUGCUGCAAGGACCAUAGUAGCCAGCGUGAAGCCUGUCCUCCUCGGAUCUUCAGCAAAGCUGCGGAGGGGUGUCCUGCAGCCACAGAGCCUGCUGGACCCGCAGCAGCAGCAGGCCCCCCUGCAGCAGGAGGCCCCUUGUCGGGGUGCGGGCCAGAGAUGAUGCCAGCCCCACAGAGCUCCCGGCAGUGUGUGCAAGGCAGCCAGGCAAAAACGAGCUCCCUGACACAAAUAGAUGACUCUGCCUUGAAACCUCAGGGGACUGAUGGUCAGCCAGCACUUGAGGUGUUAAAUUAUUCUUUCCCAGGCGACCCUGUCAGGGGUAAUGAGUCCUGUCCUGCUUCUCAGGCAAACCUUCUGCAAAGAGGGGAGAAAGACAGGGGAGCAGAACAGUCAGCAAGGCACACCGAAGCUGCCCUGGGGAGAGACCCACAGGCCAGUUUGGAGGCAAAAAGUGGGCCUACAGACACCACGCAGUUGCUUGCCACAGAUAAGACUGAAGAGAUGCAGAGCACCAAGGCACCAGCCCAGUCUAGCCACGAGAGCCAGCAUCCUGAGCACAGCGUGGACCCCGGGCCGGGGAGUCCAGCCCCUACCCAGCUGUCCAGAUUCAGAGAAACGGGUACAAUGACAGUUCAGCCAGAGAGCAGCUCUUUAACUCAGGAAGCAGUAAGCAGGACAUGGCGAGAUGCUGAGGUUCAGGCUGUGGCUACUGUGGAGAGCAAAUCGGCCUCCACCAGUCCCAGCAUCCUUGCUGCCUUCUUAAAAGGGAAUCCUAGCCCAGAGGAGAAGGAAGAACUGCACAUAAUUUACCAAGGAGGGAUGGGGCUGAGCCAGUGUGCACUUACUGACAGUUUAUCUUCACAACAGAAGUCCCCAUGUUCUCCUGGUAUCAUGUCAAAAUCGACUGAUGUUGUGGCUGUGACUGCUUCAGCACAAACUGAGCCUGUCAAACUGCCUGGGGUCCAAUCUGAUGUGGCGUCUCCAGUGUCAGCAGAUAAUGCAAAACCUGUUCUUCCCUUGUCCCCUUCAGCCAUUACCUCCCAAGAGACACCUGUGGGUAAUGCUGAAAUGAUCAGUGCAGCCCGUGAAGGCAAGGGUGCUGCUCAGCUGCCAGUGGAUGGGCCCGUUCCACCAAAGCACACCCCACCCAUCCAUGCUGGGCAGCUUGCAGUUAACUCCAGUAAUCAAACUCCAGCACAGUCUGGGUCUGGCACUGGUGAACCAAGCACCACUUCUGCUGCCACUGCUCCAGGAACCCAGAACAAUGUGCAAGAUCCUGUCCAUGGUGCACAAAGCAGUCAGUUGCCUUCACACUGUAGUACUGACACAGAAGUCAAGGAGAAGGAGGUCCUGGGCAGCUCUGAGCAAAAGCCUGGGCAAAGUAAGGGUUUGGGUCAAGGGGAGGCCGUUACUAAUCAAUCCGUGUUAAAACCAAAGGAAGAAAACUUGGUGGUGCUUGAUCCUAAAGGAGACAUGAAUGUUAGCAGCCAACCUGCUGCUGUCCACAUAAAGGUGUCCUCAAAGGAUGCGGGUGAAAAGGAGAGCAGAGGCCAGGCUCAGACAGUCAGCAGCCAGAGCCUGCAGACAGGACUGAUGCCCGAGUUGAGUGUGAGUUCUGCACAUUCCACCCUUCCUUUGGAGGCAUCAGCAGCUCCCCAGCAGCAAGGCCUCCAGGCCAGGGAGUCCAGAUGUGAGCUUCACACAGCAGCUCAUCCUGCUUCAGCUCAGGCCUUACCAAACCUGGGGGAAAGCAAAAAGCAGCCCACCCUGGCCAUGGAGGCAAAAGUGCAGGUGAAGCAGUCCAAACACGUCAGGGAUGUAGUUUGGGAUGAGCAGGGCAUGACAUGGGAGGUUUACGGUGCUUCCCUCGAUCCAGAAUCCCUGGGAAUUGCCAUCCAGAACCACUUACAGAGACAAAUACGGGAACAUGAGAAACUGAUCCGGGCCCAGAACAGUCAGACCCGGAAAUCCAUUUCCUCGGAUACAUCCUCAAAUAAAAAACUGAAAGGGAGGCAGCACAACAUGUUCCAGUCCAUGCUGCAGAAUUUUAGGCGUCCUAAUUGCUGCGUUCGACCCGCUCCCUCUUCUGUGUUAGACUGA